CGUCCCUCGCUGCUCGGAGGUUGCGGCCUUGCUUUUUUUUUUUCCCUCCCGCUCCGUUUCCUCGUUUUCUCUCCCUCGCGCGCGCGCUGUCUCUUACUCUCGAAGCUUGCCAGGUGUGAGUGGCACCUGCCCUCAGUGGCGUCUUUUGUCGCCGCGAACGAAGCGUCCGGGGACUCCGACGGGGUCCCUGCCCCCUCCUCCUGGCAGGCUCUGGGCCUUGCUUUCUAGACCGGUCCCUGGCGCCUGUUUUAGCCGAGCCCCCGGGUUCCCCGCACCCGGGGAAGAUGUCGGAACAGACGGGCUUAGUAAUGCCGCAGACCCUGGACAGGAGUUGCUGGGUUUGUUUUGCUACUGAUGAGGAUGACAGAACAGCAGAAUGGGUGAGACCAUGCAGAUGUAGAGGCUCUACAAAAUGGGUUCACCAAACUUGUCUACAGCGUUGGGUGGACGAAAAACAGAGAGGAAACAGUACAGCUCGGGUUGCCUGUCCGCAGUGCAAUGCAGAAUACUUGAUAGUAUUUCCAAAGCUAGGUCCAGUUGUUUAUGUCUUGGACUUAGCAGAUCGUCUUAUCUCAAAAGCCUGUCCAUUUGCUGCAGCUGGAAUAAUGGUGGGCUCUAUCUACUGGACAGCUGUCACUUAUGGAGCUGUAACAGUGAUGCAGGUUGUGGGUCAUAAAGAGGGCCUUGAUGUCAUGGAGAGAGCAGAUCCAUUAUUCCUUUUAAUUGGACUUCCCACCAUCCCAGUUAUGCUUAUAUUGGGAAAGAUGAUCCGCUGGGAAGACUAUGUGCUUAGAUUGUGGCGAAAAUAUUCUAACAAACUGCAGAUACUGAACAGUAUAUUUCCAGGGAUUGGAUGUCCUGUUCCUCGUAUUCCAGCUGAGGCCAACCCUUUAGCAGAUCAUGUCUCUGCUACUCGUAUUCUGUGUGGAGCUCUUGUCUUUCCCACAAUUGCUACAAUCGUGGGAAAAUUGAUGUUCAGCAGUGUUAAUUCUAAUCUUCAAAGAACAAUUUUGGGUGGAAUUGCUUUUGUUGCUAUAAAAGGAGCUUUCAAAGUCUACUUCAAACAGCAGCAAUAUUUGCGACAAGCUCAUCGGAAAAUUUUAAACUAUCCUGAGCAAGAAUAGUUUGAGCAAGAAUAAAUGACUACUAUAUGCCUGUCAGACUCUGGCAAUCUCAUUUCCUAUAUUCUGCAGCAAUUCUAUUAUUUAGCUACAGGAGCAGAGAUUGGAUGAGAUGCUGCUGCAUUUUGUAUCUCUCCCCUUUCCACAUAGACUAAUAAAAGACUUUAUAAUGUCAAGGUCAAUUCUACUUAGUUGUUAAGCUUAAGAAUGUAAUUUGUUUUCAUUAUUGUAUUUUUCUUUGUGGCGGGAGACAUCUGAAUCCAUUUUCUGUGGGCAUAUAUUGACUUUUUGUUUUUUUGAAACAGAAGCCUAACACUUAUUAAGUUAAUAAAUUAUGUGCAGACUGUACUGAAGUAUCUUUUGUAUGUUUAUUGCGGUAAAUGCAUAAUUCUUUGCUAGUCAACAGCUACCUGUCGAAAUAGCCGACAUUUCUAGAAUGUUAAAAACUGAAAAUGCCUGCUCUUAAUAAGCACUUGGAAUAUUAACAUGGGUUUGUUUUUUUUUAACAGUUUCAUCAAAUGGUUUUUAGUCUUUGCAUUGUAAGCUGUACUAUAUAUAAAUGACUCUUAUUUGCCACCUGUGAAAUGAAGAAACUAAAUCACAAUCUGCUUGUAACCAAGUUGCAAUAUUGGGGUUAUUACUUCGUACCAGUGUACUGUGGAAUCCCAGCCAAAUUGUGGGUAUCAUUAGUUCAAGAUAAAUAUAGAAGCAAGGGUUCAAAACCAGGACUGAUAACAUGAAAUUAUAUGUAGAAGUAUUCUACCUAUACUUCCAAAAGUGUUCAGGAAAUUAUAAACAUUAUAAUACAAAUUGUAUUUAUCAGUAGGGCUUUUUUAAAUAGAAGUUGUUUUAAUAUUUUACUUCUGUGACAUCUGGCACUUUACUGCUUCUAUUUUGAGAAUGCAUUUUCUAAGUGUCUUUGAUUUUGAUGGAACCUCCCAGCAAAUACUUGGAGUAUUGGUACUAAUUCUACAUACGCACAUAGAGAAGCCCUGUUCUAGUAAACAAAAUGGGUUUCUUAGAACAUAACAGAAUUGAGAUUGAGGAAUGAUACUUAAGCAACAUUUUUCUUGACAAGAGAAAUAAGGUUAUCAGUGUGAAGUGAUAUUAUAGCUAUGUAAUCAAUUCCAAAUCCUGGGUUUACUGGUGGCAUUUGUGUCAGCAGUAGUAGGGAACUAGAUAAUGUUAGAUUCAACAAUGUGUAACAUUCACUGCAAACAAUAGAAACUUUUUCUUCUUUUUAAGAAUUGAUAAAUAGUUCUUCACCAGAAAUUAAGCAGACAAGAAAAUGGGCUUCAUGUUCGUUUGCAAUAAUGUAUGUUAACAAAAUACAAUUUUCUGAAGUGAACAUUAUUUUAAAUAUAGAAAUGUAAUAUUUUAAAAGUGUAUAAAAUGUAUAUAAUGACCAACUAGUAUUCCAGUAUUAAAGUAUGUGCAGAAAUAUAAAGUAUAGGAGAAUACUAGUUGUAUCUUCCAACUACUGAAAAGAAUUACAAGUUUAAUUCAGUUGGACUCUGGAAUUACACACACAGAGAGCUGUACUUGCAAAUUGCUGGAUUUCUUCAAGGAUCUUCAGUGCUGUAAAUACUUUGUAAAAUUCUUUUGAAGAAAAGUCUUGUGAGUGUUAUUUCCUGUAUAUACACUAGCCCUUUGCUACCUGCAGGAUUUUUUUUUUUAAACACACACACUCAUAAUGUCAACUAAUGCAGUGUGGAUUUGAAAUUUGUUCUGUAGUUAAACUUCAGAAACUAUUCUGUAUCUUCUGAUCCAAAUGUACUGUGAAUAAUGUGGAAUUAUUUUUAAUUCAGUAGCAAAACCAUUACUUUGUUAUUGUGCAGUUUAAAUGUUCUGUUGGUACAACUUGUGAUCACAUAUUGGAUGAGACUGAAUAAAUUUUUUUACAUUUAAGUGUACAGUGUCUGAAGAGAGAUGAAAUGCAGAAAAGUUGAUUAUAUUUUAUUGGAGGGCAUUAAAUAUUUAACAACAAAAAUAGUAGCUUGAGAACCAAAGUUAACUCUGUUAAUAAAUAAUCUACAACAAAUUCCAUCUUCCAAAACUAUUUUACUGUUCACUAUUUUACUUUUAUGAGACAAUCUUUAGAUGCUUGGGAUGCAAAUAUUCAGAAUUAGGUUGAGUUUUUUGCCUUUAUUAUUCAGUGCAGAUCCUGGGAACUUGCCACUAUUUUCCUUAAUUUUGAGAUGGAGUGAUGAGUUCUCCACUGUUCUCUUUCCCCAUUUUUUAUCCUUAUGCUGCAUGUCUGAAGUGAGCGAGCCUUCCACGUCUGGCUUCGGUGUACUUUGAACCAUCCUUUGCUUGAGGCUGACCUACUUGCAUAAGUGGAGGAACCAGCUUUAUGCAUACAUCGAGAUGUGUUGUUGAGACUGUGACCCUCAGGAUACACAGCCUGCAAGGAAUUCCAAACACCUUUGGAAGUGGAAAGUUUGUCAUAAAGGUAAGACACCCUCGAUUUUUAUUUAUUUGUAGCAUUUGCAAUCCAACCUGAAGGACUGGGAACGGAGUACCACAGAUUAAAAUUACAUUAUAAAUUCAAACCAGAAACAGAUUCCAAAUAGAGGAACCAUGUUGGAUAGCCAUGAUUAUCAACUGGGACUAAACACUUAGUGAUUUUACUUGUUUAUGAAAUGUAAGAAAGGUAAAAGUUGGGAGUAUCUCUGGGAUCCUAGACCAGACAGGCAGAUUCCAUUCUCAGAAAGUUACCUAACAUCUCCCAGUGCUGAACCCAAAAAGGUUGAAAGGUAACAACCAAUAUUUGGAAUUGCAGCUGGGAGCUUACUGGUAACCAGUGCGAUAACUUCAGAAUUCAGGUGUUAUUCUACACUGGUGGGGUUGUCCUACCACCAAUCUGGCUGCCGCAUUUUGUACCAGCGGCAGCUUUUGAAUAGCUCCCCAGACAGUGCAUGGCCAUCAUCCAGCCAAGUAGUGACCAAGCCAUGAGUUACUGACCACCAGGAUAUUCUAGUCCAGGUAAGGUUGAAACUGGAAUUUGGCUUCCGGCUAAACAGGAGCUGUGAAUUCCUGAGGAUCACGGACCACCAGAUUACCGCACAAGGUACCACCUUGCUCAUCACUG
Messenger RNA from Python bivittatus (Burmese python), 4212 nucleotides. NCBI's taxonomy places the organism in Eukaryota, Metazoa, Chordata, Lepidosauria, Squamata, Pythonidae. The record is from RefSeq and is a predicted model, not a curated record.